Messenger RNA from Cladophialophora psammophila CBS 110553, 2811 nucleotides. Its product is annotated as trehalose 6-phosphate synthase. The coding region runs from base 1 to 2811 and encodes 936 amino acids. The transcript has 2 exons. Gene Ontology annotation, molecular function: catalytic activity. The record is from RefSeq and is a predicted model, not a curated record. Gene Ontology annotation, biological process: trehalose biosynthetic process. Gene Ontology annotation, cellular component: alpha,alpha-trehalose-phosphate synthase complex (UDP-forming); cytosol. NCBI's taxonomy places the organism in Eukaryota, Fungi, Ascomycota, Eurotiomycetes, Chaetothyriales, Herpotrichiellaceae.
AUGACCAUCUUUGUUGCUACCCUCUUUCUGCCCUAUACUAUCAACUUCGACGUUCCGGCCUCUGGUUCCCGGCCAGAAUCUCCGGAGCUUCUGAGACCGCAGUUAACACUCGCCCAGAACACCCCGAAUGAAACUCAGACCGUUAGCUUGUUCACCCCGGGUGCGGGCAGCAGCUCCCAUCUCUCUCAGAGUCCUGGGCCUAUUCCUCCGACCCCGGGCGCAACCACCGACCAUGAGAAAAUCUUCCGGCCACAUACUGAGCGAAAAAUUAGCCUAACUCUCCCUGAGCUCAAACAAGAGGCCUCACUCCCCGUGCGCGCGAUAUCUCGACAUGAUCUUCACUCGCCCGGCUGGGGGAAGACCUUUACUUGGAAUCAGCCUCCCUCGCGAGCCAAGUCCCCUCCUCCCAGUUCAAUUCUAAAACAUGCGGUGGUCAUGGCCAAAGACGUUAAGGAAGUCAAAGAGAGAGCUGUUUCACUCGGCCACAAUACUGCGCACAGACUCGGUCGUCGGCAGAGAACGAGGACGGUUAGCCACGAACGGCACUUUUCACACGACAGCUACACAGUGGAGAAGGCCAUCAUCGGCAACGGGGGGCUAUACAACGCCAUUGACGCCGCUGGUGAUGCUGGAAUAUGUGAAGAAAAGACUUGGGUCGGGACCCUGGGUUGCCCAGUCGACGCCCUUGACGAUCACCUGAAAGAGAAUAUUGCAGAGAAACUGGAAAAUGACUACGAUUGUCUGACUGUCUAUGCCAGUGAUAGUGAUCUCAAUGGUCAUUACGAGCACUACUGUAAGACCAUUCUGUGGCCAGUGGUCCACUAUCAGAUCCCGGACCAUCCUAAGAGCAAGGCAUAUGAGGAUCACUCUUGGGUAUUCUAUGUCAAAGUCAACGAGGCAUUCGCCGACCGCAUCGUAAAGAAUUGGAAAAAGGGCGACGUCAUCUGGAUCCAUGACUACCAUCUGCUUCUCCUUCCCGGCUUACUGCGUCAAAAGCUCCCCGAAGCUCAAAUCGGCUUCUUCUUGCAUACGGCAUUCCCUUCAUCGGAAAUCUUUCGAUGCCUCGCCGUCCGCACGGACUUGCUCCAAGGCAUGUUGGGUGCCAACAUGAUUGGAUUCCAGAACGACGAAUAUGGCCAUCACUUCCUCCAAACCUGCAGUCGUCUUCUCAACGUCGAAGCGACCAAACACGGGGUCAUUCUCGAAGAUGGCAGAUUUGUCCAUGUCAACACGUGCCCUAUUGGGAUUGACCCCAAAGGGAUCGACCUGCAGCGACAAGCAAAAGAAGUCAAAGAAUGGGUGCAUACCAUCACCGACAAAUAUCGCGGCAAGCGGAUCAUCGUGGCAAGGGACAAGUUGGACAGUAUCCGUGGGGUCCGUCAAAAGAUCCUGGCCUACGAGCUGUUCCUCAACAAAUACCCGGAAUACAGAGAUCAAGUCGUGCUCAUCCAAAUUGCGACCUCUUCUGCCGAAGACCCGGAACUAAGUGCUACUGUGGCCGACAUUGUCACUCGGGUCAACUCAACCCACUCGACCUUGGCCCACCAGCCGCUGGUCUUCCUGAAGCAAGACAUUGACUUCUCUCAGUACAUGGCCUUGCUCACCGUUGCAGAAUGUUUGAUGAUUACUAGCUUGCGAGAAGGCAUGAAUUUGACGAGCCAUGAGUGGAUCCUCUGCCAGGACGGCAAAAUCUCCCAGAACAAGUACGGCCCCCUGAUUCUUAGUGAGUUCACUGGAUCCGCUACGGUCUUUGGGCAUAAUGCUCUUCUGGUCAACCCAUGGCAUUACAGCCAUUGUGCCGACGCUAUCAAACAAGCUCUCGACAUGUCACUUGAAGAGCGGGAGAAUCGGUGGAAAGCCCUGUACGAUAUUGUUGUACACCAGAAUGCCGUUGGUUGGUUCGAGCACUAUAUCAAGGGGUUGGAACAUGCCUGGAAAGAACACACUGUCCGCGAUUCCACCGCGGUUCCCCGACUGUCGUUGCCUUCCGUGAAGUCCAAGUACCAGAAAGCCAAAAAGCGGUUGAUCAUCCUCGACUACGAGGGAACAUUGGCUUCCUGGGGUUCACCCACUGAUAUUAUCUUGACCACGCCCAAGAGAUCGGUCGACGUGCUCAAUGAUCUUAUCGAAGACAAGAAAAAUAUCGUGUACGUCAUGAGCUCGAGAAUGCCAGAAGAGAUGGAACGCCUCUUCAGUCCAGUUAGUGGUAUUGGGAUGAUUGCCGAAAAUGGUGCCUUUGUGCUGGAGCCGAGCACAGAUGAGUGGCAGGAAUUGACCAAUCUCGAGCACGUUCGAGAUUGGAAGAAAGGGAUCAAGAGUAUUCUUCAAUACUAUGUCGAGAGAAUUGAAGGAAGCCGAGUUGAAGAGCGACAUGCCUCAUUGAUCUUCGAUUACUCAGAAGCAGAGGACCGGCAAGGGGCCUUCAAACAGGCUGGUGAGUGCGCCAAUCACAUCAAUGACGCUUGUCGCGGACAGAAUGUGAAUGCGAUACCGAUUGAAGAUGGACUCAACAUCUCGGAGAUGGAUGUUCACAAAGGAUCAGCCGCCCAGAUGAUUGGCGAGAAUCUUGAAAAAGCGUCUCGGGAGAAGGGUGUGCCGUUCCCAGACUUUCUCAUGGUGAUUGGCGAUUCGCGAGAGGAUGAGUAUGUCUUCAACUGGGCUCACCGGCUGGAGAAGGCUGGAAAGAUCCAAGACGUUGUCACGGUGACAUUGGGUGCCAGAAGCACCGAAGCAUCGGCUACAUUGACUCAAGGCGUCACUGGUGUGUUGUCAAUCCUCGAGAAACUUGCACGAACUCUGCAAAGAGUGUGA